Molecule: messenger RNA, 3412 nt
Organism: Zootermopsis nevadensis
Lineage: Eukaryota; Metazoa; Arthropoda; Insecta; Blattodea; Termopsidae
Source: RefSeq, a predicted model, not a curated record
GUUCAUUUUAUGACGUGGUCUUUUGUAAGUCAGCACGGAUUGUGCUUGACUUGCGCAUUAGAAACAAGGUUGAAAUAUUGUUGUGUUGGAUUUAAGUCGUGUUAAAAUGGAUUUUCAUUAUGUUUUACCAAACUCUAGAGCUGAGCGCUGUAAGUUUUUAUAGCAACAGUAAAGCCUUACCUCACAGUUUUGAAUCGAAAACGUAUUUAUGCAGGCUUUUAUUGAAUAGGGGACCAUGUUUAUGUGAGGAGGGUUUUUGACUGCAGAAGCAUGUGAAGAGGGUACAAACGUUUAUGUUUCUUACACUGUUCUAAAUAACAGUUGUGUUUGGAGCAGCAUCACAGUUCAAGUGGAUAUAAUCACUGGUCUAGCGAAAUCAUUGUAGGAGAAAACAGCAUGAAGAUCCAAUGGACACGUUUGUGCAAGUGUGUAUAUUUUCGUAUUGAUUUUGAAGAGUCAUAUAACAUUAUCACCUGUUCAAGAUUCGCUACGUGUAGAUUUCUUUUGAAGUUCGCGUCCUGCGAUUACUUGUCGAGAAACUGAUACAAAUAUGAAAAAAAUGAACGAGCCGGAAGUGAUUCAGAUCGUGGAAACGAUAUUACCAAACAACGAAGAUGAAUCGAACAACUCCGGUGAAGAAAAUGGCAUUAUUUCAAAGUGCAAACCGGAUGCUGUCAUAUUUCAAGCAUUUGAUGAUAAUGGUUUCAUUCAUGCACAGCAUAGUUCGCUCGUCAUGACGCCAGAGACCUCUAACAAAUAUUACUCUGCAUAUAGUGGUGCAGUGGAUGCAAGAAAGCAAUACUCAUCAACUACUAUAGUUGGAUCUGGGGACGUUUCUGAGAAUGAAAUGGAAGUGACGACAAUUCACGUUCUUGAUCUUGAUGAAGCGGAUGGGAACAUGGAAGUUGCAUAUGGCAAUGCCCUGCAGGUCCCAAUGGCUGUAGAAACACUGGAGGUUCCGGUCGGAACGAUGAUGACUGAGAACGACGAGGUACAAUCAAUACACAUCGGAGAUUACGCGACAGUCGUCAGUCCGGCGGGCACUUCGGUCCAGGAAGAUCAGUCCAUGAUGAUAGGGAAUUGCUUUGUCACCGUCCAGGAUAAUCAGGUUUUGUCUGCUCCAUCCGGUUGGAACAACGAGUCUCAGUUGCCGACUGUCAAACGAGUGGUACAACCAAGAUGUCCCAUUGGUUCAGAACGUUACGUACGGUUUAGGCGCAGUCGCAUGGUUUCGGACAAGCACACUAGUAUCCCUGUGUCGGAUUUUAAAGCACAACUGAGCGACACUUCUGACAUCAUCGGCAGGCUUGAUCUUGCGCCCAGUUCAAAGAAAAUGAUGAACCACCUGAGCAAUAAGGGCUUUGGGAAAUUGUUUUCAUCUCCAGGUAGAAAGAUGAGUUCCGCAAAUCUCGUACAUCUCUACACUCGACACCUCUCCGUAAAGCAAGCCCCUAUACAGGAGAUGUUCGAUGACAUGGUGUUGUUACCACUGGGCUAUCAGCGUGAAGUGGAUCGAACAAAAAUCAAGCGCAUCACGCGUCGCAGAAGAUACCCGGAGGCAGAAGAGUACCAGCGUAAAGUGAUUCAGGAACAAGUGCAGCAGACGUUUGACAAUCUAGUUGCUGAUAGCCAAAAGAGCAUGGAGGCUGUGUUUCUGGAGAAUUCUAGUUCACUAUGUGAAGAGGAUCAGGGCAACUUGCAGAUCCUAGUUCAGGCUGCCGAGAAUGAUUCGCUGGAGUAUGAAGGAAGGGGCGGCCAUUCAGGAAGACGACGUCCGUCAUCAGUAAAGGAAGACCGCCGCGUACAGAGUCACCCCGAAAACCCGUCUGGCGACGACGUGCCGUCAGGGGACUGGCUUGGAACUGUUCAGCAAUUUAUCAUCAUUGUUCCUAGUGAUCCACUAGUAGACACCGUCACUGAGACUGUGAUAACGUCGUGAAUCACCAUUUCGGUGCAGCGUUGUACCUACCGCCGCUGCGAGGUGAAGACAUGUGCCAUAUUACACGAAGCAGUCGUCUAGUCUGUGAUGCCUAUGUACAAGGAACUGUAAGGGAGAUCCAGUGCACCAGUUUCUGGUUUUACAGGUCCAUAGAACGCUUUGUUUCUAAGACAGACGUCAAGUGGGCCGAAUAUUAUAGUGGUACAGCUUUGUACAAGGUUUGGACAAAUGCAACUUUACUGCCAUCGCACAUGUAAGUAGUAGUGGAGAUCGGUCGUAGUGAGGCAACUCCGAGUUACGUCGUGUCCAGGCAGGUACAGUUUACGCGUGAGUGCGGAUAACACCAAUUCUUCAGAAUCAGAUUGGUGUAAACUAACCUUCCGCUUCUAGACCCUCCCAGUUUUUGUCACACGAUCACAGCUGCUACAUAAACAGAAUUGUCUUUUUCUAAGUAGUACCGCUAUAUCGACUCCGGUUUUAUAGAUCCAGAGAAUCUUUUAUUUCCGAGACUCGUCAAGUGAACCGGGUAUGAUGAUAAUGCACCUUAAACCAUGUUACAGUAUGAGUCAGUCAACAUGCUCAUAUCUUUAUACAUUUAAAUCAGCACAUUUUCUUUCAGUCAGCGUGUCAUAUUUUAAUCGUUAAAUGGCUCUCGUCGCAUAGCGUUAUCAUCACGUUUUGUUGUUUUCAUCACUGUGGGUUGUGCGUACAACUUUGGGUUUUGGGGAUGAGCCACAUCAAAUGUUGAAAGUUUUCAUAUUUUGUCAUACAUUGUAGUUGCCAUCUUCAGGGUGGAUGGGUGUGUCAGGAAGCCUUAUAUAUAUAUAUAGAGCAGGGUUGUCUUUUGACAAAGCCUUCUCCAUUCUUUUGUAUCCUCAAAAUUAUAUUUUAAGAGUCUGGUGAAAUUAUCUGACUACAGAUUCUGUCUGGAACGUCCUCUUGAAUUUUAUCGUUUGGUGGAAAUUUUACUGUCCAAGGAAGAAGUAGUUUUAAGCUCAUUUCACAUUUAUUCUGUCUGUUUCCUCUUGUAUAAUUUUAAUGUCUGUGUUCAUUAUCGCUGCUUAUUUAGAAAUUAAAUGUUUCUAGACUUCUUUCUAUUAUACUUGUUAGUCUUUAUUAUUCUGUUAUAGCAGAUCAUUAUCUGUUUUGAUAAAUUAUAUGCAUAAAUGUAGAGUUAUCCCUGGUUCACCACAUAAUAUCGAUAUAUAGGGAGGUUGAGACGUAGUGCCAUGCAUUCUCGACCUCGGCUCAUAUUUUACACUUUUUCUAGCAGAUUAAUAUUUUGAUGGUCUUCGGUGAAUGUUUUACCAAGUUCAGGUAGAAAAAUUGCUUGAAGACCUCAUGAGGAUCACUGAUGAAAUAAAGAAAAUUAAUUUGUUUUGUUUUUGUUUUGAUAGUACAGUCUGUGAUGACAGACAGUAACCAUUUGUUGAUUGAGAUGUACAGCGAAUAAAAAGAAUCAUUUUGCGCUUA